Megachile rotundata (alfalfa leafcutting bee) is the source of this 3385-nucleotide messenger RNA. It is a transcript of the gene Rab3, whose product is annotated as RAS oncogene family member Rab3. The record is from RefSeq and is a predicted model, not a curated record. NCBI's taxonomy places the organism in Eukaryota, Metazoa, Arthropoda, Insecta, Hymenoptera, Megachilidae. Gene Ontology annotation, molecular function: GTP binding; GTPase activity.
CCACAUUUUCCUAAAAUAUAAAAAAUACUUUCAUCUUCUUAAAGAUUGACGAAUGGCUCCAUCACGUAUGUUAGACAGUGAUGGUUUAAGGAGGGAUAACGAAAGAUUUGUAUGCAGAAUUAUUGGGUUUAGAUGUCCCAAUUGUGGGAUUAUCGAUCCCCCAUGAAACAACGUUGCAGUUGUGCCAGGAAAUUGCAUUCGAUAACGUUAUUGAUCGAUGUCUCGUUCUUCGUUGAAGUUUUAUUAAAAUCAAGGAGACAAUGAAUUGUAGCAGAUGUGGUCGCAGUGGAAAUUGAAAAUGGCCCCCGUGGUACCAUUUGUCUUCCACUCCUGCGUAGGCGUGCACACACGUAUCGAGAAACCGCGAUAUCGUCGUAAGAAACCGUAAACGUGGCUAGGUUGAAAGAUUGUCCAGUAAAAGUUUCCAAGUGUUCGUUCGACGUUUCACGCUGCUCCCGAAAUCCGUCAAAACAGUGAGGAAAUUUUACGUGGAAACCGAAGAGAUGAAGCAGCGAGGGGAAGCUAGGAACAAUGGGAGACCGGUGGUGAAGGACUCCGUGCUAGAAAUGCGGACCAGAAUGGCUCGAAUGAUGUCCAUCGUCGAGAUUAGCCCGCAGAACAGACUUCCGAUGGCGGGCCAGGAUCCAAAGAUGCAGAAGGAGGCCGCGGACCAAAACUUCGACUACAUGUUCAAGUUGCUGAUCAUCGGCAACUCGUCCGUCGGCAAAACGUCCUUCCUCUUCCGUUACGCGGACGAUUCCUUCACCUCGGCCUUCGUCUCCACCGUGGGCAUCGAUUUUAAAGUGAAAACGGUCUUCAGACACGACAAAAGGGUCAAGUUACAAAUCUGGGACACGGCAGGUCAGGAGAGAUACAGAACGAUAACAACGGCCUACUACAGAGGGGCGAUGGGUUUCAUUCUAAUGUACGACAUCACAAACGAGGAAUCGUUCAAUUCGGUCCAAGACUGGGUCACGCAGAUCAAGACCUAUUCGUGCGACAACGCCCAAGUGAUCCUGGUCGGCAACAAGUGCGACAUGGACGAGGAGAGGGUCAUCAGUUUCGAAAGAGGCAAACAACUGGCGGACCAAUUAGGUGUACAGUUCUUCGAGACGUCCGCCAAAGAGAACAUUAACAUCAAGACGGUGUUCGAGCAGCUGGUGGACAUAAUAUGCGACAAGAUGAGCGAGUCCUUGGACAACGAUCCGACCUUGCUCGCGGUCGGCGUGGGUCAGGCGAAGGGUCAACGACUAACCGAUCAGCCGACCAAUCAAGCGAGCGACAACUGUAAUUGCUAAGAACGUGCAAGGCCAUUUAAUCGCGAUACCAGCUGAAUAACGAAAAAAUAAUAAGGAAGACGAAGGAGGAGAAAUAUUAGAUGAAAAACGCGUGUAUGCCUGUACAUGUGUGGACGAAUGCGUGUGCGUACCUGGCCGUGUGUGUACUCUGUCGCGUGUGUGUAACGGUAUGCGUGGAACAGAGAAAGAGAGAGCGAGAGAGAGAGAGAAAGAGGAGGAGGAGGAAGGUCGAGUGACAAUGUUGGCUCUAGUUCAUCUUGUUCGUCGUUCCUUUACCCCUGUUUUCCGGCCAUUCUUCGUUCUACUCUUUUUCUUUCCUCCUUUCUCGAUCGAUAUAUUUAUAUAUGUGCACAUAAAAUACGUAUAUGUACAGGAUGAACCGUGAAACGUGACCGAACCGGUCGUUUCUGCCAUCGGUACUUGGACCAAGGCUAACCAGAACACUGAUUUGAAACAACCACAAGAUCGUAUUACAGUAACUUUUGCUCCGGUGUCAAGAUCGAUGGAUCGGUUUGCACUCGUCCAAAUUGAUCGAUGGUAAAAACGAUCGGACCGACCAAUAUUACUCGAUUCGCCCUGUAUACAUAUAUAUAAAUAUGUAUGAUGGUUGUAGCCUGAUUACGCGGAGGUGUCAUCGAGCUGAUCCGAGUCCGAUCGCGAGCAGACGUCGUUCAUUUUCGUCGAAAGGGAAAUCUCGCACGAACCCCGUCGCGACGAAUUUUACUGCUACCAUAACGUGGAACAUCGAAUUACGCGUAGAGGAGGUUCGAAUCUGCCGCCAAGGCGCGCGGGUUCGAGCGAGGGUGCGCAGUCGGCGCUGCGCAAGCGCGGACCGUGCAGGGAGACCCCGUGGAUCCGGGGUUCACGCGACUAACGAAACAAAAUCCACAUCGCGCGUUUCUAUUCUAUAGAUUCUUCUUUUCUGCCCCGAAAAAUGAACUUUUGGAAGCGUUUCCCUUUUGAAACUGUUUUUAGACGACGUCGAUCGAUGCACAACUUUAAAUUCGAUUUUCGGAGAGUGGUUCGAUGCUCGGGCACCUGAGACGAUGUUAAUAGAAUUGUCGUGACCAUUGGAGCAGAUUGGCGUGGACGUUGAACACACAAUGGCUAGCGAACCUGGGUAACUAUGGAGAAAUUUGAAGAUUCGGACAAGUUUUCCAUCGAGGGUUUCAGUUUGCCAUUUAGGAAAAUUUAGAGUUAAGAUCUUUUAUCCUUAGAAAAUUGCAAAAUUUAGGGAAAGUGACACGUUCGUUUGAGUAAAUUUACGCAAAGUAAUUUGAUCUGAUUAAUGUCACAAACACCUGAGUGGACAAUGGUUAUUAAUCUAGCAUUUGUUACUUCCGUAUGUUACUUGCCUUCUCGUGAGCAAGCAGAACGCGUUAAAUAGCAAAAAUUCAUGUUUUCCACGUGACAAUAAGCGAACGUUUUCAAAAUACACGAAUUUGUUCCGCUCGCAAACGUUCUAUCGAUCGAGAACGUAGCAAUUGAAGUGGGCACUCGAAAAUUGACCUGAUUUAGUUUAAUUAACCUAUAAAAAUAAAUUCAUAAAUGUUAAACUUUGUUCGUUUCCAUGAAACGAGAAAUCGGGUGAAAGUUGGAUACUUUAUCGGCGAAUAAUUGACGAGUGUGUAUAGGAAAAUGUAGUUAGUCGGCGAAAACGGAAUCGAUAUCUGGCGUCAAUUAUCAGUGACGAUCAGCGUCCAUUUUGAUUACUUCAAUGGUCACGUGACGUUAUAAACCUACUAGGCAAGCUGCCCUCUGUACAUAAAGAAAUAUAUUAAAGAAAACAAAAAAUACCUAUUAUAUAUGAAUAUAUAAAUAUAUAAAUAUAUAUAUAUAUUAUUGAAUCUGUAAUGAAGUGUAAUUGUAAGCCGUUAAUUAUUCGUGUGAACUCAGAAAGAUGAAGCAGCCUGCGCCGUCGUGUAAUCGAGAAUUAAACUUGAAAAAAAAAGAAAAAACAAAGGAAACGAAUAAAGAAAAAAAAAAUGAUGAAAACGAAAUAAUCUGUCGAUCGAAGAAUUGUACGAUUGUAUCGAUCAGAUUUCAGGCGAAAAAUAAAAUUGUGCUGUUGACGUGGAGGUUAUGAU